Molecule: messenger RNA, 2262 nt
Organism: Paramecium primaurelia
Lineage: Eukaryota; Ciliophora; Oligohymenophorea; Peniculida; Parameciidae
Source: the annotation of a GenBank genome assembly
AUGUAUUAAUUAAUGCUAUAAAAAUAAAAGUAAGAAGAAUUUAAUACAAAGUUUAUUACAAGAGCCAAAAAGGGGAUGUUGAAGAGAUUCUUUUUUUAUGAUCGAACCCUUAAUUAUAUAGAAACUCUAAUCUUCACAGAAUUUAGUGGUCGUAAGUAAAUAAUUCCAAUGAGAAAUACUUAAUGUUUAAAACCGACUUGCAUUUAUGAUAUUGAUGAACUGUAUGAGAGAUAUGAGAAAUCAAAUUAUUCAAGUUAUGCAAAUUUUAUGUGUCAUACUUGUAGAAAGAUGAUUGAUUUAUAGGGUUUUUAUAUGGAUGAAGAUUUAAGGAAGAUUAUUGAUGUUAUAUGGAACACUUAUAAUAAAUUCAGUAUAUAAUGUUAAAAAGCAGCCAUCUUCAAAGAUGGUUCAUGGGAAGCUGUACUUCCAGAAUAUUUAAAAAGAAUGUAUCGUAAAAAUGUAGAGGAAUAUGAUGUGAAAUAGAAUGAUGAUGAUUUUAUUGAUUAACCUGACGAAAUAAUUAAAUUUGAGUUGCCAUUAUUGCAUGAAUUUGAUGUGUAGGAAUAUGCAGAAUUAUUAGAAUAAGAAGAUAGGGGAGAUGAGAGACAUCAUGAUAGUGACAUCUUAUUGAGACGAUACAAUUUAUAGAUCAAAUGGGGAGAAUUUGCAUAAUUUAAGAAUUAAGUUGCAGUUUCAAUAAAUAUUAUGGGAAUAUUUAUGCAUUAUUUACAUGAUUAUCUUGAAGAUAGAAAAAAUACAAUGAAAAUGCAAGCCAAACUUAAAUUAGGUGUAUUAUGUAUUAAAGUUAUAUCUUAUGAUCGCUUCUCUAAAAGAGCAGAAUUCUUCUUUCUCUCUGACAAUUUAGAAGGACCAAAAGCAAAUUAUACUGAAUAUGAAUAAGUCAUUAUUGCAAUAUAUUAUGAUGAGAGAUGGAUAGCUUUAAUUUGUGAUAUUGAAGCAAGGAGAUUAAAAAUGAUUGAUUUUCUUGAAGAAACUAUAGCUCGUACUACUCUUGAUGAAGUAUACGAAUUAGGAUAAUAUUUGAUUUCUCAAAUUUUUCAACCUUAUAAAUUUCCCAAGAAUCCUUCUAGAGAAUUACUUAUUGGUUAGAUUCAAGAAGAUAUGAGAAAUGAAAUUCCUAGAAAAAUAUAAUUAUAUUGUGAUUGUGGUCAUCAUGUAGCAUAAUAUUUCUAUUAUUACAUAUUAGAAGAAAUAGAAUUGAUUAAGAUUCAACAGAAAUGGCCAUAAGAUGUAGGUGUUAAAUAGAAGAUACAUAAUGUUAAAUAUAAAUUAGGGGAAUAAGAUUAUUUUACUGCUAAAAUAUGUUGGGUAUUACUUAAAAUGUCAUAAAAUACUGGUUUCAAAAUUCUUGUUUAUGAUAUGAAACCAAAAGAAAGAGUAGAGAAAGAUACUCUAGAUGAUUUUGUAAUAGAAUAAGCUAGAUUGAAAGCAGAGAAACUUUGGGAUGAUAACAAUAAAUAACCAAAACAAACAACAUUUUAAAUUGUUCAUGGUUUAAAUUAAGUUGAAGAUGUUGUAAUAUCGAAAAGUGGAAUUGAUAAAUAAGAAGACUAAAAGUAAAAUAAAUAAAAAAGUAGAGUAGAAAAAUAUUGGGGAGUAGAAAGUGGAAUUUAAUUUAAUAAUUAAAGAAAUUUAUAACCUAAUUAUGCAUAAUAAUAAUACUAAUAAAAGGAUAAUUCUUUGUUGAGUAAUUUGAGUUUUCAGUUUGGUAAUUAAGAUAAACCAACAGUGAGACAUUAAUCAUAAAUAUAAGAUGAUUCUAAAUCAAUACAAGAUGUUUUAGGAUAAUUAAGUGGUAAUAAUAAUAAUAAUAAUAAAAAUAAUAAUAAAAAUAAUAAUAAAAAUAAUAAUAAUAAUAAUAAUAAUAAUAAUAAUAAUAAUAAUUAAAAAAAAGAAAAACCUUUCUUAGUUAUGCCAAAAGCAUAAUUAUAGUAAUAUUUAUCUGAUUAUAAACAAUAAAUUAUUAAAGAAUAUAAAUAGUAAGCUUUAUUGAAAGGAUACAAAUAAUAAUUGAUUGGAGAAUUUAAUGUAAGCUAAAAGAAAAAACCAGGAGAGUAUGAUUCAAAACAAUUAACUGAAAGUCAAUAUCAUAGAUUAUUAUUAAAUUUAGAUAAAAGUUUGAAUUAAAGUGAAAAGAAAGAAUUGAAAUAACUGUAAUCUGAAUUGGGCUUAAAUGAAUAAGAUUUGGCCAAUUUAGAUGCCUAUCAAUAUGAUCAAUUACUUGAUAUGAUGAAUUAAUGA